UGUAGGGCAGUGAGGCAUUUCGAUCGAUCGAGGCAUUUGCGUCUUGGCGUCGCAGGGAUCGAAAUAUGGAUUGAGCGAGCGCUUGUGAGCGCUCUGCAAGGAUUUACGAUAGGUGUCGAUCUUUAGUCGAUUGCAUUUCGAUCGAUCGAGAUCGAAAUAUCGAUUGCGCGAGUGCUUGUGAGACGCUGGGGACACAAGGAUCGGUACAAUAGGUAUCAAUCUUUCUCUCCCCUGAGAUUUUCGUCGAUUAAUCGUUGUUUCCCGGGAGGAUGGAGCUAAGUCAGCGACGAUUCUAGCUCUCGUUAUCACUGUAAUUCAGAAUCGACGUCUUGUGAAGCAGCAAGGACGCUGGGAAAUUUAGCUGCUAGAAGAACUUCACAGAUUUUCGCUAGGCGACCACGAACAAAAUGGAUGGAUUACUCCGCGACCACGGUGCACAUACAGGGGCUCUCGAACAAAACUAUGGUCUCUGGCUGGAUGACGUGGCUGCCACUAGGAUGCCGAGUUGGCACAAGUAUUAGGGCUCGGCGAGCUCCAUUCCUGUCUUGAUCGUCUCGGAGGCCUAGUAGCGGCUGUUGCUCGGAGAGGCGUGGAGCGAGCGAUCGUCGUUGCUGUCGCACAGAUUUCUUCGCCGACGUGAUCACUUUGCUCGAGAAGCUUGCGGCUUUCGUUGAUAGAAUGGCAUUCAAAGCUUGUCUUCUUUCGUUCCAGGCUUGACGCGGCGCUAGCGAUUGUUGCGACUGUUGCGCAGAUUUCUUCGCAGAGGUUUGAUUCUGGAGCUGGCGAUUAUUGGCACUGUUCCCGGAUAUCUUCGCAGGGCAGGCUGCUAGCGAUAAUUGUCGAUUGUUUCACGUGUUCUCUGGAGAGCUGUCUAGAUGUCAACGGUACGUUUGAUUCUACCAUCGGACGUCGAGAGGAAGAAGCUUACGAACCCUCGAUACGGACCAAGCUCGACACAACGGCGUAGAAAUACCGGAGAAGCACAGUUUUGCUUGCCUCCGUGGCUCUCGAGCUUGCUGGAAGCGCUGCAAGACUCCGAUCCUGCGAUUGAAAACGGUCCCGACGAAACCGAGUGCCUCAUUUGCUCCAUAAGCGCUGCCUGGUGCAUCCUUACGCUGCCGUUUCCUGUGAUGACAAGGAUGAUAGGGAGCCUCUCGACCGUGAAAAGCAGGCCCUCCGAAGAUGGAAAGUGGCCCACGCAGGACCGGAGGUUCCUCCUCCAGAUGGUUACGGCUGAAGAGAUCCGCUCCUUCUCGAGGUUUGCCUCUGCUUAUGUCAACUACAUUUCGUCGAACAGGAACAGGACGAUGCUUGUGAAGAUCUAUGGCGCUUUCACGUGCUUUCGUCUUUGCAUGCAGGUAAUCUCUGGAGAUGCUGUGAACCACAUUGUCCUCAUGCAGUACUUAAAACCUCCCGGGAACGUUGUCUCUCAAUACCAGCUCAAGGCGUCUGGCAGUAAGAUGGAGCCUGUCUACUUAGCAGGGCUCGAGUAUCUCAGGUUCGAGGAGAUUGUCAAGCGAGACACGCAGUUUCUCCAGGAUGACUCGGUGGUCGACUACUCCUUGCUGUGCUUCAAGACGGAGAACCGAGAAGUGGUGGUGGGCGUGGUCGAUUUCUUCGGCAGGAGGACACUGCGAAAGAGCUUGAAGCUACUCGUGGAGCGGCCAAGCUGGAUGCGGCUAAGGCAGGCUUUGGUCACACCGUGCGUCUACCACUCGCUCAUGCGCAGCAAGAUCGACAUGGUGUUCUACAUGUUUUGUCCCAGAGAUUACUUUUGUUUCUGGUAGAGAGAUCAGCGAUCACUAAAAGCUGUGCUUACUAGAAAUUGCCCAGCAAAUGCUGGCCGGAUGCAAAGCCCAACUCUGGAAAUUUAAACACGUCAACAUAAAGCUGUGGGAAGAUGAAAAAGCUAGUCUAGGAAUGAAUGUAAGCUCAAGCAAAAGAUCACCAUCACACACAUUUUUCCAAA
Messenger RNA from Selaginella moellendorffii, 1969 nucleotides. Its product is annotated as putative 1-phosphatidylinositol-3-phosphate 5-kinase FAB1C. The record is from RefSeq and is a predicted model, not a curated record. Gene Ontology annotation, cellular component: endosome membrane. The coding region runs from base 876 to 1787 and encodes 303 amino acids. Lineage: Eukaryota; Viridiplantae; Streptophyta; Lycopodiopsida; Selaginellales; Selaginellaceae. Gene Ontology annotation, molecular function: 1-phosphatidylinositol-3-phosphate 5-kinase activity. Gene Ontology annotation, biological process: phosphatidylinositol phosphate biosynthetic process. The transcript has 9 exons.